CUCCGCUCCUCACAGCUCCGCUCCUCGCUGCUCUCCUCCGCUCCUCGCAGCUCCGCUCCUCGCAGCUCCGCUCGGCGCCUCGCUUCGCAACACCGCUCGGCUCCUCUCUGCUCCUCGCCGCUCUGCUCUGCUCCGCUCCGCCAUGUCAUCAAGGGUGAGUGCCUUCUCCCGGAUACCGAGCCGGGUGCUGCUACCGGACGACCCCCUACGCCCCGCGGCCCGGCACUGCAACCGGCCUGCUGCCGGCGGCCCGGGGAAGAGCAGCGCUCCCGCCGCCAAGACCGGGGUGGAGGGGAGGAAGCCGGGGCUGCUGCCCCGCACCGUCCUGCGGGACAUCGGCAACCGCAUCGCCGAGCCCCCGCGGCUGGCCGCCCCCAGAAAGCCGCUGGGGGCUUACGGCAAGCGGCCGGGCGCCGCCGGGACAGCCGCCGCCGCCGCCCAGCCCGUGCCGAAGCCGACGGUCCCGAGGAGGCCGCCGAAGGCAGCUGCCAAGAAGAGUGCACCGCCGCCGCCAUCACCACCGCCGCCAUCACCGCCACCGCCGGAGCCCCAGCCCCAGCAGCAGGAGCCCACAUCCUCGUCUUCCACGGAGGGGCCAGCAUGUACCCCUGCAGAGGGCAUGCUGUGCCAGGCGGUUCCUGAUGCCUUGCUUGAAGUGGAAGAUGUUGAUGCGAAAGAUAGUAACAAACCAGAGUUAUGCAGCGAGUACGUGAAGGACAUCUACAAAUACCUGAGAGAGCUUGAGGUAACACAAGCAGUCAGACCCAAAUACCUGGCAGGCCAGAAUGUAACUGCGAAGAUGCGUGCUAUGCUAAUAGACUGGCUUGUUCAAGUACAAGUAAGAUUCAGCCUGCUGCAAGAGACCUUAUACUUGACUGUUUCUAUCAUUGACCUCUAUUUGCAGGACAAUGCUGCAAGAAAUAUGCUACAGCUUGUUGGUAUCACGGCUAUGUUCCUUGCCAGUAAAUAUGAAGAGACGUUUCCCCCCAGUAUUGGAGAUUUUGCCUAUGUAACUCAAGACAAGUAUACAACAUCCCAAAUUUGCAAAAUGGAGAUGAAGAUUCUGCAAGCCCUGGACUUUCGUCUGGGUCGUCCUCUCCCUAUACACUUCCUAAAAAGGACUUCAAAGAUUGCAGAGGUGGACUUGGAACAACACAUUCUGGCCAAGUACCUGUUGGAGCUAUCCAUUAUGGACUAUGACAUCGUUCACAUCCCUCCAUCCAGGAAGGCAGCUGCUGCUACCUGCUUGGCUCUGAAACUUCUCGGUGGAAGCCCGUGGACAGCGACUCUGCAGUACUACAUGUCCUACAGUGAGAGUGACCUUGUCCCAGUCAUGCAGCAUUUGGCGAAGAACGUAAUUCUAGUGAACCAGGGCUAUACAAAGUAUGCGGCCAUCAAGAAUAAGUACGCCAGCUCGGGCAACAAGCAAGUAAGCACUCUUGCGCAGCUGAACUCUACUAUCAUAGAAGACUUAGCCAAACCACUGGCUGAAUUGUUGUGACUGUGAAAAUUCUACAAAAAAAAUAUCGACGCUGUGUGUGUAUAUACUCUUAGCUUUUAUUUGUGUGCUUCGUGCUUUUAAUAAAGAUUAUUUUGUCUCUACUGUC
Molecule: messenger RNA, 1607 nt
Organism: Cygnus atratus (black swan)
Lineage: Eukaryota; Metazoa; Chordata; Aves; Anseriformes; Anatidae
Gene: CCNB1
Product: cyclin B1
Exons: 7
Coding region: 143-1501 (452 amino acids)
Biological process (GO): mitotic cell cycle phase transition; regulation of cyclin-dependent protein serine/threonine kinase activity; mitotic metaphase chromosome alignment
Cellular component (GO): nucleus; cytoplasm; cyclin B1-CDK1 complex
Molecular function (GO): cyclin-dependent protein serine/threonine kinase regulator activity
Source: RefSeq, a predicted model, not a curated record